Molecule: messenger RNA, 583 nt
Organism: Apis florea (little honeybee)
Lineage: Eukaryota; Metazoa; Arthropoda; Insecta; Hymenoptera; Apidae
Product: endocuticle structural glycoprotein SgAbd-8
Cellular component (GO): chitin-based extracellular matrix
Molecular function (GO): structural constituent of chitin-based larval cuticle
Source: RefSeq, a predicted model, not a curated record
AAAUGUCGGUGAUAGCAGAGAGUACUUGGUACUAUAAAAGGUGGAGGCGAUAGAGGUGUCCUCGCUAGUAGGAUUUUGCACCUGCUAUCUGGAAAUUCGCAAGUCGAGAACAGAAUUGCGCCAUGUAUUUUCGCACAAUUUGCAUAUUAAGCUUAAUGGCCAUGGCGUUAGCCGCGAAUCAACCGAUCGCCAUCGUCAGACAGAACCAAGGCAUCAGCCCGGAUGGCAGUUUUCACUCGAAAUGGGAAAGCGCUAAUGGCAUCACUUUCGAGGAGGAGGGUGUCCUGAAGAAUCGGGGGCAGAAGGAUGCGGAAGCCGAGGAAAUUCGUGGAUCAGCCUCGUGGACGGCUCCAGAUGGAACGAGGAUCAACGUUGACUGGUUGGCCAACGAAAAUGGCGCCACUUUUCAAGGGCCGCAUCUGCCAACUCCUCCACCCACGCAACCGGUUCCAGUCCUCAUUCAACGCGCUCUCGACUGGAUAGCUGCUAAUCCACAGAAGAAUAGAUUGUAGCUUCCUACGUUUUAUCUUUAUCGCGUGAAAAAAUCAGUCGAGAGUCCGUUUGGGAAAGUUUAUUUACUCAA